AUGUCGAUUCCAGGCCUGGGCCAGAUUCCCGCGCAGCCCACCGCCUCGUCCACCCGAGUCAUCACCCUCCGUCCCGCCUCAGAAUGGCGAUUCCAAGUGCCCCUGGGCUCCCCGCUCCUCCUCAAACUGCUCUCGGGCACCGCUGAGAAGGACGGCAUCGAGCUGGCCCCGCGCAACGCCUACACCUUCUCCGGCAUCAAGUCCAAGAUCCUGUCGUGGCACGGCUGCGAGCUCGAGCUUGACGGCCGCUGCGAGCGCGAGUUCAUCACCGAAUAUGCGAACCCGACCGAGAACCCGGCAAAUGCCCACCUGAACCUCCACGGCCAGCUCAACGAGAUGCGCGUCAUGGCCGCGAGAGAGGGCAGGGAGGGUCCGCGGGUGCUCGUCACGGGCCCUGCCAACACCGGCAAGACGACGCUGGUCAAGACGCUGACGAGCUACGCGACGCGACAGGGCUACCAGCCACUACUAGUCAACACGGAUCCGAGGGAGGGCAUGCUGAGUCUGCCGGGCACGCUGAGCGCGAGUGUCUUUGCGACCGUCAUGGACCCCGAGGCAGUGGACGGCUGGGGCAGCACCCCGACCAGCGGACCGAGCGGCGUGCCCGUGAAGCUUCCCCUGGUGUUUUACUACGGCCGCGAGUCGCCCGAGGCCGACCCCGACUUCUACCGAGAGAUCACCAGCAAGAUGGCCGGUUCCGCCAGCGCACGCCUGAGCGAGGACGUGAGCGUCCGCAGCUCCGGUGUCAUUGUGGAUACCGUCGGGUUCAGCGACGACAGCAAGGUUGGGAUGGACCUCAUCGCGCAUCUCGUCGACGAACUUUCAAUCAAUGUCAUUGUCGUGGUGGGACCUGCGCAGACGAACGCCGAGAUGAUGCGGCGCUUCGGCAGCGAACGAACGAGUCUCGGGGAGCCCAUCAGCGUCGUCCAUCUGGACCGCUCGGACGGCGUGGUGGCUCGAGACGAGGUCUUUAUGCAACACUGGAGAGAGGCUGCCAUCAAGGAGUACUUCUUUGGCGAUGCGAGGCGGACACUGAGCCCCCUGAUCCAACAGGUCGACUUUGACAAUGUGGUCAUCUACAAAGCCUCCGACUAUUCUACCUAUGGCGAGGAAACUCUCGUCCGCGAAGCGCCAUCGUCGCCCAUGCAGCACUGGACGCUAGCCAUCAUGCAUGCGUCCCCCAAGGACUCGCCAGAGACGGUCCGGGCGGCGAGCGUCAUGGGCUUCGUCUACGUGUCGGACGUCGACGAGGAACGCCGCAAGAUCAAGCUCCUGGCUACGGUGAGCGGGCGCCUUGGCGACCAGCCGCUGGUGUGGGGGAAGUGGCCGGAGCCGUACAUCAACUUGUUGGGAUAG
Molecule: messenger RNA, 1356 nt
Organism: Ilyonectria robusta
Lineage: Eukaryota; Fungi; Ascomycota; Sordariomycetes; Hypocreales; Nectriaceae
Product: Pre-mRNA cleavage complex II protein Clp1-domain-containing protein
Exons: 4
Coding region: 1-1356 (451 amino acids)
Biological process (GO): tRNA splicing, via endonucleolytic cleavage and ligation
Cellular component (GO): mRNA cleavage factor complex; nucleus
Molecular function (GO): polynucleotide 5'-hydroxyl-kinase activity
Source: RefSeq, a predicted model, not a curated record